Messenger RNA from Macrosteles quadrilineatus (aster leafhopper), 1785 nucleotides. It is a transcript of the gene lace, whose product is annotated as serine palmitoyltransferase 2. NCBI's taxonomy places the organism in Eukaryota, Metazoa, Arthropoda, Insecta, Hemiptera, Cicadellidae. Gene Ontology annotation, molecular function: pyridoxal phosphate binding; serine C-palmitoyltransferase activity. Gene Ontology annotation, cellular component: serine palmitoyltransferase complex. Gene Ontology annotation, biological process: sphingosine biosynthetic process; ceramide biosynthetic process. The record is from RefSeq and is a predicted model, not a curated record. The transcript is spliced from 11 exons. Bases 37 to 1671 code for a protein of 544 amino acids.
UUGAAGUCUUGUCCUUACUCGCUCGAGCAGAACAACAUGGCUUUGAACGGUGUCAGUGGAGUGGUAAAGAAGAGAAAUAUAAAGGAAAAUGGUUUAUUUCCUCCAAGAAACGGGAAGAAGAAUGGUCAUUCGAAGGAAGAGUGUAUUUCCAGCAAAACGGACCAUGCGCAAGAUCACAUCAAUCGUCUGUCGCGGGAGUCGUUUGAAGAAGUACCACUUUACACUGCCGUUAUGACCUACAUAGGAUUUUAUAUGUUAAUAUUUUUGGGAUACUUGAAUGAACUGUUUUUUACACCAAAAGUUGCUAAAGAGAAAAACAGAGAGGGAUAUGUGCCUUUGUAUGAUAAUUUUGAGAAGUUUUACCUUCGUUACGUAUUUAGAAGAGUCAGAGAUUGUUGGAACAUCCCGAUCUGUUCAGUUCCCGGGGCUGAGGUGGUGAUAAAAGAUAGAGUGACUCAUGAUUAUGGUUGGACUUUUGAAUUUACAGGCACGGAGUCCAAGUGUAUCAAUCUAGCAUCGUACAACUACUUAGGAUUUGCCGAGGCCACCGGUGCUUGCGCUGAAUCAACUAAGCUGGCAAUAGAAAAGUAUGGACUCGCCCUAUGCAGCUCUCGUCAAGAAUUAGGCACCAACGAGCAGCACGUGGAGCUGGAGCGACUAACAGCCAGGUUUCUGGGGGUAGAGGAUGCUAUAGUGUUCGGUAUGGGGUUUGCUACAAACUCUCUCAACAUUCCUGCAUUGCUGAGUCCCGGCUGCCUCGUGUUGAGUGAUGAGAAGAACCACGCCAGCCUCAUCCUAGGGCUGCGACUGUCUGGGGCUACCAUCAAGGUCUUCAAACACAACAACAUGGCAAGUCUAGAGAAGCACCUGAGAGACGCCAUUAUCCAUGGUCAGCCAAGAACGAGAAGACCUUGGAAGAAGAUCAUCAUCAUGGUGGAAGGUAUCUUCAGCAUGGAAGGAUCUAUAGUCCAUCUACCAGAGGUUCUCCGGCUCAAAAAGAAGUAUAAGGCGUACCUCUAUCUUGAUGAGGCCCACAGCAUCGGAGCCCUGGGUGACCGGGGUCGUGGAGUGGUUGACUACUUUGGCUGUGACCCGCGCGACGUGGACAUCAUGAUGGGAACCUUUACCAAGUCCUUCGGCUCCGUUGGUGGAUACAUUGCAGGCUCCAAGAAACUGGUGGACUACCUGAGAGUGCACAGCCAUGCUCACUGUUACGCCUCCUCCAUGUCUCCUCCUGUCGCCCAGCAGGUCAUCACCAGCAUGAGGAUAAUCAUGGGAGAGGACGGCACUAGCGAUGGAGUGCGCAGGAUCGCCCAGCUAGCUCGCAAUACAAGGUACGUACGCAGGAGACUGCAUCAGAUGGGACUGAUUGUCUACGGCAACGACAACUCACCAGUCAUACCUGUUCUAGUCUACAUGUUCUCCAAAAUUGGGGCUGUGGUGAGAACCCUGAAACAGAAACAGUUAGCCGUGGUAGGGGUUGGUUUUCCUGCCACUCCGCUCAUGGAAGGGAGAAUACGAAUUUGUCUGUCUGCAGCACAUACCAAAGAACAAUUGGAUAAAGCGUUAUCGUUCCUAGAAGAGGUGGCUGACACUCUUGGGCUGCGGUAUUCACAGAAGCCCCGUUCUCCUCUGCCUGUCGUCUACGGAUCAGAGGAUGAGAUAGAAUAGCCUCCGCCACUCCACUACCCGCUCUUCGAUCAUUCCCACUCGCCAGCCACCUGCAUUUCACUUUUCAAGAGUUUGCUUAGUUUAUAACAGCAAUAAAAUGUAUUUUUUACAGUU